Xenopus laevis (African clawed frog) is the source of this 2217-nucleotide messenger RNA. RefSeq names its product histamine receptor H1 L homeolog (gene hrh1.L). The coding region runs from base 468 to 1949 and encodes 493 amino acids. NCBI's taxonomy places the organism in Eukaryota, Metazoa, Chordata, Amphibia, Anura, Pipidae. The record is from RefSeq and is a predicted model, not a curated record. Gene Ontology annotation, cellular component: synapse; plasma membrane; dendrite. Gene Ontology annotation, molecular function: G protein-coupled serotonin receptor activity; G protein-coupled receptor activity; neurotransmitter receptor activity. Gene Ontology annotation, biological process: G protein-coupled serotonin receptor signaling pathway; positive regulation of vasoconstriction; G protein-coupled receptor signaling pathway, coupled to cyclic nucleotide second messenger. The transcript has 2 exons.
CCGGCUGGAGGGGAGGGAGGGAAGGAGGAGCAGCUGCAUUUGUACUGAGACCAGAGAAGCAGGAGGAUCCCUCUCACUAGAGUCACAGAACAUUGAGCCUCCAAAAUACCCCCCGUUGCUCCUUCUCUGAGGGCAAAUCCUGACUGGGUGCCCCCCAUGUAACAAGCCUGUGCCCCUCCUGCCUGGGCAUCAGCCACUGGCACAGAAACACGGGACCCGCCAGGCUCAGACUGCGCCCAACCUGCCAGUACCCUCCCCUGGCACAGAAGCAGCAGCAGCAGGAGGGACCCCCAGAGGAACAUGUGAGGAAUCAGGAGACUGUGCCCAUUGUGCCCAUUGUGCCCGGGUACCAGUGAGUGAGGGAGGGAGCGAGUCGGCAGCACAAGGUCACGGGUCAGAAGUUUCAAGAUGGCGCCCCCCAGAAACACAAGCAUUUGACUGAUGAUAUUGCUCCUCCCGCUGAGACAAUGUGGCAAAGCAAUGAGAGCGUGGCACAGAAUGGCACAGAGAUCCACUCAGCUGGCCUGGGCCUGGCACUGGGAACCAUAUCAGUAUUUACAGUCAUUCUGAACAUUCUGGUUCUGUACGCGGUGAGAAUGGAGCGCAAGCUUCACACGGUUGGGAACCUGUACAUCGUCAGUCUGUCCAUCGCUGAUCUCAUUGUGGGAGCAGCCGUCAUGCCCCUGAACAUUGUGUAUCUACUCAACGACAGGUGGAUUCUGGGAAGAUCCGUGUGUCUCUUCUGGCUCUCUAUGGACUACGUGGCCAGCACGGCCUCCAUCUUCAGCCUCUUCAUACUGUGUAUUGACCGGUACCGCUCUAUCCAGCAGCCACUGAAGUAUCUCAAGUACAGGACUAAGACCAGGGCUUCUGUAAUGAUCUCUGGGGCAUGGCUCCUGUCCUUCACAUGGAUUGUCCCAAUUCUGGGCUGGCACGCAUUCGCCAAUGGCGGCAUCAGAUCUGUGCCGGAAUAUACCUGUGAGACGGAAUUCCAUAAAGUAACUUGGUUUAAGGUCCUCACCGCCAUCUUGAACUUCUAUAUUCCCUCCUUGCUGAUGCUGUGGUUUUAUGCCAAAAUCUACAAGGCGGUCAGGGAACACUACCAGCACCGGGAUCUGGUCAACGGCUCCUUCCAUUUGUUCUACGACAGCAAAUUGGUGCAAAGCGUUAGGGUCCUAAAGAGCCAACAGAGCUGCCCCAAGAACCAGUGUAGGGAUGGGGAACUUACGGUCCCUGAGAUGGAUUUUCCAGCACAAUAUGUCACCGUAUCAAAAGAGUUUGGACAGUCAAGAAACACCCAAGGAAAAGACCCAGUAGAAGGGCUUAGCCACUGUGAUAAUAAUGUCUUCAAAUUGCAUUGCUUUCCACUAGCAAUAAUCCAGGCUCACCCCCAGGAGUGCAGGAACUAUGUGACAGUCACCAGGGGGGCCUUAAAAGAACACAACUGCCCUGGAACCCAGCAAAUGGCAGAGAUCUCAGAGGAACAUACAUUUGCUGAGGUUGCAUCUUGUAUGUUGGAGCUGAGGCAGGUGGAGGAAUCCAAUAUGGAGGCAAAAGAACAGACUGAGGCCAGACUUUCAGGGAACUUUAACUACCUAAAACACACCUGGGAGAGGUUUUACACCCAUUCCAAACAACACAUCCAGGGGCUCCACAUGAACCGGGAGAGGAAGGCCGCAAAGCAGUUGGGAUUCAUCAUGGCCGCCUUCAUGGUCUGCUGGAUUCCAUAUUUUGUUCUCUUCAUGGUCAUAGCAUUCUGUCACAACUGCUGCAACCACAACUUCCACAUGUUCACAAUUUGGCUCGGCUACAUCAACUCAACCCUGAACCCCCUCAUCUACCCCCUGUGCAACGAGAACUUUAAAAAGACUUUUAAGAAGAUAUUUCAUGUAGAACUGGACUGUGGCAAGUGCAAAAAAGAGAAUCAUUCAACCUGCACUUACGCGUGAACUCGGCAAGAGCCAAAUGGUGGAACUGACUAUGGUAAAUUGGGCCAAUGCUCUCAGCCCACACAGUAGUUGGGCCUGACAGUACAGCAGAUGUCUAAGCCAGAAUGAUAAGUAGCAGGUACAGUAGGACAACAUAGUGAAACUUGGCCAAGAGGGCAUCAGUAGGGCAGGAUGGUAAAAGUACAAGAAGAAAAAGACAGUAGGGCAAGAUGGAGACAGUAGGACAAGAUGGAGACAGUAGGGUAAGAUGGAGACAGUAGGGCAAGAU